This is a messenger RNA of Colletotrichum graminicola M1.001, 735 nucleotides long. RefSeq lists its product as uncharacterized. Lineage: Eukaryota; Fungi; Ascomycota; Sordariomycetes; Glomerellales; Glomerellaceae. Bases 1 to 735 code for a protein of 244 amino acids. The transcript has a single exon. The record is from RefSeq and is a predicted model, not a curated record.
AUGGACGAGGCGUCGUCGAUAAGAUCCCUCUUGGGCCCCGGCCGCCGCAGACGCACCUCCGCGACGACGACGACGGCCUCGUACCCGCUCCUCGCCACCGUCGCCCUCAUCUCCCUCCUCCUCGGCGCCCUCGCCUCUUCAGCCGUCCGCGUCCUCGCCUCCCACGUCCGCGCCGCCUCCCCCGCCACCGCCCACCGGAACGACAACACCCUCGCCUCGCCCUCCCACGACCCCGACUCCCCACCCGUCAGCUUCCUCCACCCGGCCCCCUGCGGCGCGACCCCGUCCGAGGCCCGCGCCGCCGGCUGCCUCUUCGACCUGGUCUCCUUCAACUGGCUGCCGCCCCCGUGCCACGACGCCGAGCUCGCCGCGCAGUUCGAGGCGGAGCUGCGCGACGCGGACCAGCUGGCCUGGUACGAGAACGAGCGCCGCACCAGGUCCCUGUCCAGGAACCAGGUCGCGGCCGGGGACCGCUCCGGCGUCUACGUCUCGCCGGGCUACCACCUCCGCCACUGCACGGCCAUGUGGAGACGGAUGCACCGCGCGCUGAUGCUGGGCGGUGGCGGGCUCGGCCGCCUGGACGGGUACAUCUGGAGCUACCACCAUACCAGGCACUGCGAGGAGACGCUGCUGGCGGGCGGGGAGCGCAACGGCACCGGGGCGGGCGAGCGGUUCACGACCGAGGUGAGGAUCAAGUACCCCGACUGCGGGGUGGUUCUGGAGGGAAAUACGUAG